ACAACAACAACACAACGAUCAUCGCCAUCUUAGUCGGCGCGGCCAUUCGGCGCCUGACAUGCAAAAUUGAACGCCGCGGUCCGUCGGCGUCCGUUCUCUUCUUCCGCUCCGCGGAGUCGCGACCAUCGUCUCCGAGCCGCCGCGGAAGAACGGGACGACGCCGCACGAUGGAUCCCUUUCGGCGGGCAAGCACGUCCUACGGAUCGCGUGGCUCACCCCGAGCUCAGCCUCGAGGAGUGGACGACGUCAACUACCUUCGGCAGGUUUUCUGCAAAGUCGACAAGGACCGCAGUGGCCGCAUAGACGCCAACGAGCUGCAGCAAUGCCUGUGCAACGGCACCUGGAAGCCAUUCAACCCCGGGACGGUGCGCAUGAUGAUAAACAUAUUCGAUCGCAGCCGUUCGGGCACGGUGAGCUUCGACGACUUCGUGCAUCUGUGGAAAUACAUCAACGACUGGCUCCGGUGUUUCCGAGACUUCGACAAGGACGGCUCGGGUUGCAUCGACAGGUACGAACUCCGCGACGCCCUCACCAGCUUCGGCUACCGCCUGAGCGGGGAAGCGGUGGAUCUUCUCGUCCAGAAGUACGAUCGGGAAAAGAAGGGAUCCAUCAACUUCGACGACUACAUCCUCUGUUGCGUCACGCUGCAGACCUUCACGAACGCAUUCAAGAGUUACGACACCGAUCUGGACGGCUACAUCACGAUAAGCUACGAAAACUUCUUGAAGCUCGGACUCAGCGUUUUUGUGUUGUCGUGAGCACGGUUCCAUCUUGUUCGUCGAGACGCGGCCAAAAUUUGCGACUGACUUUGCGGCGAUUCGGGCGUGGUUUCACCCGUGGAUCUUUGAGGCCGAGCAAGAUUUCUUAGUGUACGUUGUAUAAUAAGCAAAUUUGCCUGCUGUCAUUUAGUCAUCUGCUGACCAUCCGAAAGGGAACUUUUCAAAUGGCCCAAAAGUGAUAAUUUUACGUGGACUGAAAUCUCGCAGACGUGAUCGUUACUUUCAAGUUAUUGGCUCCGGCCACAAGCUGCUUAGUGGGCUUGUUCUUAAAAUUAAAGAUUUUCAGGAUUCUGAACUAAA
Molecule: messenger RNA, 1079 nt
Organism: Dermacentor albipictus
Lineage: Eukaryota; Metazoa; Arthropoda; Arachnida; Ixodida; Ixodidae
Product: programmed cell death protein 6-like
Molecular function (GO): calcium ion binding
Source: RefSeq, a predicted model, not a curated record